This is a messenger RNA of Cucurbitaria berberidis CBS 394.84, 2295 nucleotides long. RefSeq lists its product as uncharacterized. Lineage: Eukaryota; Fungi; Ascomycota; Dothideomycetes; Pleosporales; Cucurbitariaceae. The transcript has 3 exons. The record is from RefSeq and is a predicted model, not a curated record. Bases 1 to 2295 code for a protein of 764 amino acids.
AUGCCGCCAAGAAAAGAACCGCUUCCAAAGCUGGACCUCCGUCAACUGAUUCGUGAUCAUGGUAUUCGACUUGAAGGCCCGGUGCCUCCCAAGAAGUGGCCUCCCGAACACAAGCACCAUUUUAGAGUCAUUCGCCGAAUCGAAGCUAUACGAUACGAAGAUUAUAAGGUCGACCAAACGAUACCCAAAGAGCAGCGGGCGGAUUUCAAGACCCGCGUUAAUUAUCUCAGAGAGAAAGUGUAUAAUCUGCUCGACAAUGGAAAAGCGAACGAGUCGACAUGGCGAGAGCUUGAAGUAACCAUUCUGAAGAGGUUUGACGACAGUGUUAUUUGUGAGAAAUGCCACCACGAACUGUGGAAGUCAAACUUUGAGGCAAACUUUCUACAUUCAGAUAACCAAGACAAGCUCGAGGCGAAACGACUCCAAAGGAGAUUAUGCGGCUGUAAGAUUAAACGGACCAUCUCACGGGCUGAGAACGAGUAUUUUCCCUCUUCUCUCCAGUGCAUGUACCGCGCUGAUAUAAGAAGCGACGAUGAAAAUCGGGCAAUAUUCGACUUUGCCAAGGAAGAAGUCUUCUACCACGCUUUGAAUGACAAUCUUGAGAACCUCAGCAUCUCCAUGAAACCCGAUCGUGUGAUUGGGCUUCGUGCCCCAUCUUAUAUACCCCAGAAUGUGACUUUCUUCCCGGUCAAAGCAAGGCGGAUCCUCUUACCUUUUCUUGUAGUGGAAGCAAAAAAGGAGGAUGGCGUACCCGGUUUCCGAGCGAUUCAAUAUCAGACAGCUUUCCCCGUUCGACGGCUUUUGAAAGCUCAAAAUGAUCUCCUUGGUCGUGAAGUCUCUGCAGAGCCCUGCUUGGUGUGGUUCUUCGGGUACCAGGGCGAGCAAUGGCGGCUGCAUGCAGGCACGUAUAGGAAUGAUAGAAGAAUUUACGAUCUAUGGCAAGGCACGAUACAGUCUCAGGACGGCGCGCUGCAGCUACUGCUGAUUGUGGACUUCAUAUGGUCAUGGGCUAGAGAUAUAUAUCGUCCCACCGUAAGGAACCUCCUACUCGACAUGGUGAAAAGCUUUCGCGAUUCUUCUCCAGCCUCCACCGAUCGAUUCCGCCAGUCUGUUUCGCUGUCUUCCGCAGCAAGCCCUACACCCACGAACUUGGAUCUGGAAGUGAUGCAAGUCGAUGGUGUUGUGGCUGGCACCGACCACCGUUGUCCUCGAGCAUCUCAUCACAGGACUGAAACCGAGCACGCAUCUCAGGAAUCUCAAGAGCAAGGGCCCACAGCUAUUCAAGAUGCGGACUCUCAUGCUUUCCUCAAGUGGGCAGUUGGGCACCCACUCGCGCCUUCUUGGACUGAGAUUGGAAGCAUACGCCACGCAAACAUCGUCCAUUUCGAUUUCAAAUACCAUGUCUUCUGGAAGCCAGAGAUUGUUCAGGUCGAACAGGAAGACGUGGACUUUUGUUCGGUGUUUAAAUCUCUACAAUCGUCUGCUUUUCUCAUGUACCCAAGACAACUUCGCGAACUUGUGGCGCUUUGGACGACCAAGUCGAUACAGAUUCCAAGCCCUAAUGUUACGAAACCUACCCGAGCAAGCUUUUACUUCCACACCUAUUGCGAUCAAUCGACAUGGCAAAUAAAACGGGUGUUAAAUUGCGUGCUGUGGGGCGCGGCACCACGCACAGUAAAAAAUACGAGCGCCAUGGAACAAUUACCCGCCAUGAUAGGUGACGAUGACAUACCCGAGUUCUUCGCCUGGACAGACUUCAAAGACGCGUGUUCAGACGCCCAACAAAUCUACGGAAAAGAUUCCGUCUGGUAUGCUCUGCAAACUACCAGCAUGCUUCUUUUACCGGGCGAGGAAAGCCGUCGGCCCGAAUGGGUGUCAUUCGAGACGCUGAAUAUCCCCAAAACAGCAGCAUGGACGUUAAUGGAUAUUUCAAAACGCACCAACCUUGGCGGCGAAAUGGUCAUAGACAGCGUCAGUCUUUGCGGCGGUCUGUCGGAAGUGGAUCCAACUUCCGAGCGGCGCCUGCGGUCGACGAUUCCGGAUCUGGGACGAGACACGCGACAGGGAGAUUCUAUGAUUGCGGUUCGAUCGCCAUCGUGGCCGGCAACUUGUCCUCAGUUCUGCUUGUUCGUUCUGCUCAAGGAAGAUUAUGACGACAAGGACAUUCUCCACCGGCAUCUUGAAGAGGCUGUUGCGUUGAGUAAUUAUUAUGCCGAGGAGGGUUACGAGUUUAGCCGUUCAUGCUGGCGAUUACUUCAUAAUUGGCGUAGGGCUCUCAAGAUAGAGACGAUUUAG